AUCUGGGAGCAAAUCUUCCGCGUGUCCUUCGUCCUGGAGAUGAUCAACACUCUGCCCUUCAUCAUCACGAUCUUCUGGCCGCCGCUGCGGAACCUGUUCAUCCCCGUCUUUCUGAACUGCUGGCUGGCCAAGCACGCGCUGGAAAACAUGAUUAACGACUUCCACCGUGCCAUCCUGCGGACGCAGUCGGCCAUGUUCAACCAGGUCCUCAUCCUCUUCUGCACCCUGCUGUGCCUCGUUUUCACAGGGACCUGUGGCAUCCAGCACCUGGAGCGGGCGGGCGAGAACCUGUCCCUCCUGACCUCCUUCUACUUCUGCAUCGUCACCUUCUCCACCGUGGGCUACGGCGAUGUCACGCCCAAGAUCUGGCCGUCACAGCUGCUGGUGGUCAUCAUGAUCUGUGUGGCCCUCGUGGUGCUCCCACUGCAGUUCGAGGAGCUCGUCUACCUCUGGAUGGAGCGGCAGAAGUCGGGGGGCAACUACAGCCGCCACCGCGCGCAGACGGAGAAGCACGUGGUCCUGUGCGUCAGCUCCCUCAAGAUCGACCUCCUCAUGGACUUCCUGAACGAGUUCUAUGCCCACCCCCGGCUCCAGGACUAUUACGUGGUCAUCCUGUGCCCCACGGAGAUGGAUGUCCAGGUACGCAGAGUCCUGCAGAUCCCUCUGUGGUCCCAGCGGGUCAUCUACCUCCAGGGCUCUGCGCUCAAAGACCAGGACCUCAUGCGAGCCAAGAUGGACAAUGGGGAGGCCUGCUUCAUUCUCAGCAGCAGGAACGAGGUGGACCGCACGGCCGCGGACCACCAGACCAUCCUGCGUGCCUGGGCCGUGAAGGACUUCGCCCCCAACUGCCCCCUCUACGUCCAGAUCCUCAAACCUGAAAACAAGUUUCACGUCAAGUUUGCCGACCACGUGGUGUGUGAGGAGGAGUGCAAGUAUGCCAUGCUGGCGCUGAACUGCAUCUGCCCGGCCACCUCCACCCUCAUCACCCUGCUGGUGCACACGUCCCGCGGCCAGGAGGGACAGGAGUCCCCGGAGCAGUGGCAGCGCAUGUACGGACGCUGCUCGGGCAACGAGGUGUACCACAUCCGCAUGGGUGACAGCAAGUUCUUCCGCGAGUACGAGGGCAAGAGCUUCACCUACGCGGCCUUCCACGCCCACAAGAAGUAUGGCGUGUGCCUCAUCGGGCUGAAGCGAGAGGACAACAAGAGCAUCCUGCUGAACCCGGGGCCCCGGCACAUCCUGGCCGCCUCGGACACCUGCUUCUACAUCAACAUCACCAAGGAGGAGAACUCAGCCUUCAUCUUCAAGCAGGAGGAGAAGCGGAAGAAGAGGGCCUUCUCAGGGCAGGGGCUGCACGAGGGUCCAGCCCGCCUGCCUGUGCACAGCAUCAUUGCCUCCAUGGGGACGGUGGCCAUGGACCUGCAGGGCACGGAGCACCGGCCCACGCAAAGCGGUGGGGGGGGCGGGGGCAAUAAGCUGGCACUGCCCACGGAGAAUGGCUCGGGCAGCCGGCGGCCCAGCAUCGCGCCCGUCCUGGAGCUGGCCGACAGCUCAGCCCUGCUGCCCUGCGACCUGCUGAGCGACCAGUCAGAGGACGAGGUGACGCCUUCGGACGACGAGGGGCUCUCCGUGGUAGAGUACGUGAAGGGCUACCCUCCCAACUCGCCCUACAUCGGCAGCUCCCCAACCCUGUGCCACCUCCUGCCUGUGAAGGCCCCCUUCUGCUGCCUGCGGCUGGACAAGGGCUGCAAGCACAACAGCUAUGAAGACGCCAAGGCCUACGGGUUCAAGAACAAGCUGAUCAUCGUCUCGGCAGAGACGGCCGGCAACGGGCUGUACAACUUCAUCGUGCCACUGCGGGCCUACUACAGAUCCCGCAAGGAGUUAAACCCCAUUGUGCUGCUGCUGGACAACAAGCCCGACCACCACUUCCUGGAAGCUAUCUGCUGCUUCCCCAUGGUCUACUACAUGGAGGGCUCCGUGGACAACCUGGACAGCCUGCUGCAGUGCGGAAUCAUCUAUGCGGACAACCUGGUGGUGGUGGACAAGGAGAGCACCAUGAGCGCUGAGGAGGACUACAUGGCGGACGCCAAGACCAUCGUCAACGUGCAGACCAUGUUCCGGCUCUUCCCCAGCCUCAGCAUCACCACGGAGCUCACCCACCCUUCCAACAUGCGCUUCAUGCAGUUCCGCGCCAAGGACAGCUACUCUCUGGCUCUUUCCAAACUAGAAAAGAGGGAGCGAGAGAACGGCUCCAACCUGGCCUUCAUGUUCCGCCUGCCCUUUGCCGCCGGCCGCGUCUUCAGCAUCAGCAUGUUGGACACGCUACUCUACCAGUCCUUCGUGAAGGACUACAUGAUCACCAUCACCCGGCUACUGCUGGGCCUGGACACCACGCCGGGCUCGGGGUACCUCUGUGCCAUGAAAAUCACCGAGGGCGACCUGUGGAUCCGCACGUACGGCCGCCUCUUCCAGAAGCUCUGCUCCUCCAGUGCCGAGAUCCCCAUCGGCAUCUACCGGACAGAGAGUCACGUCUUCUCCACCUCAGAGCCGCACGACCUCAGAGCCCAGUCCCAGAUCUCGGUGAACAUGGAGGACUGUGAGGACACACGGGAAGCGAGGGGGCCCUGGGGCUCGCGCGCCGGCACUGGAGGCAGCUCCCACGGCCGCCACACGGGCGGCAGUGACCCCGCGGAGCACCGGCUGCUGCGGCGUAAGAGUCUGCAGUGGGCCCGGAGGCUGAGCCGCAAGGGACCCAAGCAGGCAGGCCGGGCGGCGGCCGCGGAGUGGAUCAGCCAGCAGCGCCUCAGUCUGUACCGGCGCUCUGAGCGCCAGGAGCUCUCCGAGCUGGUGAAGAACCGCAUGAAACACCUGGGCCUGCCCACCACCGGCUACGACGAGAUGAACGACCACCAGAACACCCUCUCCUAUGUCCUCAUCAACCCUCCGCCCGACACGAGGCUGGAGCCCAGCGACAUUGUCUAUCUCAUCCGCUCCGACCCCCUGGCUCACGUGGCCAGCAGCUCCCAGAGCCGGAAGAGCAGCUGCAGCCACAAGCUAUCAUCCUGCAACCCCGAGACUCGCGACGAGACGCAGCUCUGAGCCAGCCCUGCACGGAGCUCGGGCCACCAAGCCCAGGGUCCUCAGGAAGGACGUGGAGGAGUGUGUGAGGACACAGUGGCACUAGCGUGACCCUGGGGAUGCCAUACUCUGCUCACCAUGGCUCCUGGGACUCCUGGGAAGGAGCUCCUCGUGCGGGGGGAGGGCCAGCUCACCCUCGGGUACCUGCAGGCUAGUGAGGAGAGUUUUUUAACCUAUUUUUACAGACCGAUGCAGUCCACGUCUCUUUACACAGAUGUACCGUAACUCGUGACCAGGGCUGGCUGGGAGGGCAACGCGGGGACCAGACGCCCCGCAGGGCCGAGCCCAGGCUGUGCUGGAGGGUGGGGCUGGCUGGGGUGCAUGGGGAGGGGAAGAGAACCCAGAACCCAGGAGCCCUGCGUGGGCCACACCCAACUUAGAGCCAGCCUGAGCUUUCAUGGCCAAGCGGCCUCCCUUCCUUCCAGCCAAGGCCUGGGGGCCGGGGCUGCCGUGCUGCACUCUGUGGGGCCGGUGAGGGGCACCCUCUGCUCUUUGCUGUCCCGAGCCCCUUCUGGAAGUCAGAAGCAGCAAAGGGCCCGGGGAAGCCGGGCGUGUGUGAGGGGUGCAUCCCCAGGUGCCCCAGAGGGCCCUGUUGCCAAGGACCUUUCUGAAGGUCACGAGCAGAAGCAGAAGACGCCAUUUCCUCUACUUCACACUGAACUUUCCCGGCCACGGCGUCUGGGCGGCGUUUGGGUGGAAGAUGGUGCAUUUCCACAGCCCAUUUUACACUUACCUUUUAAAGCAAAGCCUCGUUUUCUAAACCCCUGACUUGUGAAGCACAACUCAGCCUCGGGGUUGGGCCAUGUGGGGGGAGAGGACCUUCUUAGCAAGGCGAGAUCCCGGGCGGCGGCUGACAGCGGGAGCGCCGCCCUGCGUCCUUUGCUGCUGGUUCCUUACUGGUUGGUACGGUCAGUGCUGGAACCUUCUAUUAAACGGAUGCAUUCUGGAGGCAUGAAGUUA
This is a messenger RNA of Chlorocebus sabaeus (green monkey), 4101 nucleotides long. The record is from RefSeq and is a predicted model, not a curated record. NCBI's taxonomy places the organism in Eukaryota, Metazoa, Chordata, Mammalia, Primates, Cercopithecidae.